CUUCCUUUUUACUUCCGGAUGUGCAGGCGUGUUGUCUGUCAGACAACUGUUUUGCACAAUGAAGCUCGUUACCUGGAACAUAAAUGGCAUAAGGACUUUCAGAGGCGGCAUUAAAAAGGCUCUUGAUUCACUGGGCGCAGAUAUUAUCUGUGUUCAAGAGACAAAAGUGACAAGAGACUUGCUUGAUGAAAGGACUGCAAUUGUUGACGGCUACAACUCCUAUUUCAGCUUCAGUCGAGGACGCAGCGGCUAUUCAGGAGUUGCCACUUAUUGUAAGGACAGUGCCACUCCAUAUGCUGCUGAGGAGGGUCUCACGGGUCUGCUGACCAACCAUGAAGGGGCUGUUGGAUCCUAUGGUGACCAGUCUGAGUUCUGUAGCGAGGAGCUACAGCUUUUGGACAAUGAAGGACGAGCCGUUAUUACAAAGCACAGAAUCAUGUGUCAGGACCAAGAGCAAACUGUUACUGUAAUCAAUGUAUACUGUCCACGGGCUGACCCUGAAAAGCCGGAGCGAAAGCAGUUCAAACUGCAGUUCUACAAGCUGCUUCAGUGUCGUGCAGAAGCUAUACUGAAAGAUGGGAGCCAUGUGAUUGUUUUAGGAGACGUAAAUACAUCUCACAGGCCACUAGACCACUGUGACCCCAGUGAUAUCGAUGAUUUUGAUGAAAACCCUGGGAGGAAAUGGCUGAAUGCCUUUUUGCACUGUGGCAAACAGGAAGCUGAAAGGAAUGAGGAGGAACCUGAUGAAGAAUCUCAGGAAACGUCUACAGAUCCCAUACACGGUGGAACAUUUAUGGAUACCUUUCGCUAUUUCCAUCCAACUCGCACCAACGCCUUCACAUGCUGGUCCACUCUCACUGGAGCGCGGCAGACCAACUAUGGCACACGCAUUGACUACAUAUUUGCUGAUUGCCAGCUUGCGACAGAGCAGUUUGUGGCAGCAGACAUCAUGCCAGAGGUGGAGGGGUCAGACCACUGCCCUGUGUGGGGGCAGCUGAGCUGCUCUCUCCUGCCCAGCUCCAAGCCUCCUCCCCUCUGUACUCGCUACCUCCCAGAGUUUGCUGGCAAGCAGCAGAAGCUGUCCCGCUUCCUUGUUAAGGUGGAACAAAAAUCAAUUCAGUCUGAGCAGAGGGAUGCAUUACCUGGAUCUCAAGAAGAGGGGGAAAGGAGGGAGAAUUUAAACUCAUUCGGAGCUGGAAACAUUUGUGGUAAAAAGCGUGUAUUAACAUCAGACUCUGUUGUCGCAAAGGGGAAAAAAAACAAGACCAUAAAUACUUCUUCCAAGCCACAGGGCAGUCUCCUUUCGUUUUUCAAACCCAAACUAACAAAUGUCAUUCCCUCUACUGUAGCCCUUGCCAGGCAGUGUGAAAGUGGUGCUUUGGAAAGUCGACCACAGCUGUGCACCAGCAGCACAACAGAAACACUGAUUAAGACAAAACAUUUAACCCCACAGCCCAGGGAACCCAAUAAAGGUGCAUCGCUAGUGUUUUGGAAGUCAGUGCUUCAUGGACCUCCCCCCCCACCCUCCUGUAAAGUCCACGGGGAACCCUGUGUGCUCCGUACUGUGAAGAAGGAGGGGCCAAACAUGGGCAAGCAGUUUUUUGUUUGUGCCCGUCCACAGGGACAUGCCUCCAACCCCGAGGCUCGGUGUAAUUUUUUUGCAUGGGUUGAGAAUCGGAAGUGACAUGUUUACUGUAUGGAUCACAAGUUGUUCAUCAGUAAAACCUCUAACUCAAACAAGCACUGUUAGACUACUGUGUAGAUGUCUCAUCAUUUCACAGAUUUUAAUUGUUGAUUGUGUUUUGUUUUUUUUUAUUUGAUUUUUAUUUGAAAUAAUAAAAGACAGUAGCUUUGUAUUA
This is a messenger RNA of Micropterus salmoides (largemouth bass), 1859 nucleotides long. RefSeq names its product APEX nuclease (apurinic/apyrimidinic endonuclease) 2 (gene apex2). Gene Ontology annotation, biological process: base-excision repair. The record is from RefSeq and is a predicted model, not a curated record. Lineage: Eukaryota; Metazoa; Chordata; Actinopteri; Centrarchiformes; Centrarchidae. Gene Ontology annotation, molecular function: DNA-(apurinic or apyrimidinic site) endonuclease activity; phosphoric diester hydrolase activity; zinc ion binding. Gene Ontology annotation, cellular component: nucleus.